CUGCACAACAAAUUUGGGCGGGAAAUGGGAUAAGUAAAUUCUCAGUCACAUCACAGCAGUCGGUAAAGAUCAAACCUUGUGUGCUCGAAUUCAUGGACAAAUUCUUAGACCCUUCAGCAACUACGCUUUUCGACAAAACGAAGUCGGUGAAACGGUGCCCAUGGAAGAGAAGUCUCGUGGAAUUAAACGGAAGAGCGGAUCCCAAUUAUCGCCAUUAUAUCUCUACUCUUAUAAUUGAUUCAUAUUCUAAGAAAGGAGCAUUUCCUCAUAAUUAUCAUGUCAAUGGGGAGCCUUGCCAGACGCACGCUUCUUGGUUUAUGAACGCUGGAAUGGGUGAUUACUCUAGUGCAAGGCAAGGUAUUUCAUCAGUUGAGUUUGACUCAAAGGGUGUGUACUUGGCAUCAGUAACAAAAUCAGGUUGCUUAACUGUUCAUGACUUUGACAAUAUACGUAGUGCAGAUUCGAAAGAAGAUGAAGAUAAGCAGUUGCUGCACAUUUCUACAUCUCAACAAAUUGAUGUUGUUAAGUGGAACCUUGCUAAUCAAGAUGAGAUUGCGUGUACAUCAAUGAGAAGCAGUGAGAUUCAUAUUUAUGAUAUUGGUUACAUCUCAUCUGAACCUGUUGAAGUACUGAAGAAGAGACCCAAUAUCACUGUCCAUGGGUUAAAUGUCCACAAAGGCUUUUCUGAUAUUGCCUUUUCAUCUGAUGACAAUUCGAGGUUGCUUGCUUCGGAUAGUAGUGGUGUAAUUAAUAUAUGGGAUAGAAGAGUUAGUGAUCGUCCAUGUUUGGAACUCACCACAAAUUCAACUGGCUUGCUUAAUAGCAUCAAAUUGAGCAGGGAUAAUGAGAUUGUUUUUGGAGCUAGCAAGCAGGGAAGUAUAUUUAUCUGGGAUCUACGUGGAGGAAAGUCAUUAUCCACUUUCAAAAACCAUAAAGAGGAAUAUCAUUCUCCUUUGAUAACUGUGAAGUUGGCGCCUGAGUUGGAGAAAAUAUCACCUCUUAAGGCUCAAUCAAGCAUUGUUCCAAAGGAAAUACACUCAAUUGACAUCAAUCCAUCUUGCCCUUAUCAACUAGCAUUUCAUCUCGAUGAUGGAUGGUCAGGUGUUCUGGACACCAACAGGCUUCAAGUGACACACAUUCAUUGCCCUCCACCUCCAUGGUUGGAUGAACCAAAUGAUUUCGCCAAUCUUUCGUACUUGAGAAAUCCAUGCUGGCUUCCUUUCAACUCGAUCUAUGCAGUUGGAUCACUAUCCAGUGAUGGCCUUUAUCUUCUGGAUUUCUAUCCAGAUUCUACGUCCCCUUGUCACGUGGAUUACAAUGAGGAUAUGCAAAGUGGUGAAAAAGCAAGCAUCCGCCCUAAGCAAAACAGACAUUUAUCAUUGUCUGAAAGUGUUACUGCAUGUGCUACCCAUCCUUUGGAUGGCACCAUUGUCGCUGGAACUAAGCUGUCAUCGUUGCUCAUGAUUUCCCAAUAGAAACGGGAGCUGUAGAUGAACUUUUAAGUUUUAUUGCAAGUUGAAAUGUGAAGUACCUCAGUCAGUUUGCUGGAAUGAUACAAUUUUGAAACUGUAUUAGAAGUUCCAGACAGUGGAUUAGAAGAAAUGCGAGAAGACAUUGAUAUUACAGAAUUUAAAUUUCUGUUAUUAGAGAUAUCAAAAUAUGAAAACCCAAAAGAAGUCGUAUAUAUAGAAAUCGAAGUUCAACUUCAAGUAGUCUCUGGAACGUAACAUUCAGUUAUCAUUUAAGUACUCACUCUAACAUCAUAUGUGACCAUUUCUUUUACACAUGCUGUACUGCAUCUCAUAAUUGUCAAUUAAAAGUAGACUAAUGUCCAUUUUUGGUCC
This is a messenger RNA of Salvia hispanica, 1844 nucleotides long. RefSeq names its product Transducin/WD40 repeat-like superfamily protein. The record is from RefSeq and is a predicted model, not a curated record. Gene Ontology annotation, molecular function: protein binding. Lineage: Eukaryota; Viridiplantae; Streptophyta; Magnoliopsida; Lamiales; Lamiaceae.